CCCAACCCAAGACUAACAUUUAGGAUCUUUUUUCAUCAUGGAUACUGCUAAGGAUGGUAACUUAGGUGCUCCACCGGCGUACGACGCAAAUGGCCAAUCUUCCAACCAAACUGGAGAAACACAGGCACCACAUGUAUCACAGCCUCAGGCAGCCUAUCCAGCACAACCUCAGGCAGCCUAUCCUGCGCAACCGCAGGCAGCCUAUCCAGCACAACCUCAGGCUGCCUAUCCAGCACAACCUCAGGCAGCCUAUCCUAAACAACCCGAAGGAGCCUAUCCUACACAACCUGAAGGAGCUUAUCCUGUACAACCUAACCACCCUCCUCCAUACACACUCAAUGAAACACAGAAUAUGACCACCACCACAAUUGUUGGUCAACCUACAACAAUUUUGGCACCAUUAACAUUUGGUCCAGUACCAUUGGCUAUGGUCUGUCCACAUUGCAAUGCACAGAUCGUGACAACUGUAAGUCGUGAUACAGGAUUACUUCCUUGGUUGGUCUGUUGUGGACUUUGUGUAGCUGGCUGUUGGUAUGGUUGCUGUUUGAUACCAUUUUGCAUAGAGGACUUGCAAGAUUGCAAACACACAUGUCCAAACUGUCAGAAAUGCCUUGGAGUAUAUAAACGUUUAUAGGAAUCAAUUUCUUACUUAAAUAUUAGUCAAAACACUUGGUAGUAAGCACGUCAAUUGUAUUAAAUGUAAAGUUUGUAAUAUCACAUAAUUCAACUCAAAGCCAUUAUUAAUAAUGAAAAUUGUUGUAAAAGGGUA
Xenia sp. Carnegie-2017 is the source of this 769-nucleotide messenger RNA. Its product is annotated as lipopolysaccharide-induced tumor necrosis factor-alpha factor homolog. Bases 38 to 634 code for a protein of 198 amino acids. The transcript has 4 exons. The record is from RefSeq and is a predicted model, not a curated record. Lineage: Eukaryota; Metazoa; Cnidaria; Anthozoa; Malacalcyonacea; Xeniidae. Gene Ontology annotation, molecular function: zinc ion binding.